This is a messenger RNA of Papilio polytes (common Mormon), 941 nucleotides long. RefSeq names its product alcohol dehydrogenase-like. Gene Ontology annotation, cellular component: cytoplasm. Bases 18 to 773 code for a protein of 251 amino acids. The transcript has a single exon. NCBI's taxonomy places the organism in Eukaryota, Metazoa, Arthropoda, Insecta, Lepidoptera, Papilionidae. Gene Ontology annotation, molecular function: oxidoreductase activity, acting on the CH-OH group of donors, NAD or NADP as acceptor. The record is from RefSeq and is a predicted model, not a curated record.
ACAACUACAUCAACAAAAUGAAAAGAGACUUAAAAAAUAAAACAAUUGUGAUCACCGGAGGCGCUGUAGGCAUCGGAUACGCCAUCGCUGAAAGCUUCUUACAAAGAAAUCCAAGAGUCGUCAUAAUUUUGAACACUAACGAAGAGCGAGGUAGGGAAGCUACAAAAAAUCUAGCGGCAAAAUAUGGUAAAAACAAAGUCAUAUAUUACAAGUGCGACGUUAGAACAGACUUAGAAGUUGUUUUCAAUAAAAUCAUAGAAGAGUUCACCACUGUUGACGUGUUAGUUAACAACGCAGGAAUAUUAAACGAUACUUACUUAAAGAAAACUAUUGAUAUAAAUGUGAUCGCCUCGAUGGAAUGGUCCUUCAAGUUUUGGGAACACAUGAGGAUGGACAAAGCUGGAAAAGGUGGUACAAUAAUAAACGUUAAUUCAAUUUACGGAUAUAGAGCAGACCCAUAUGUUCCUGUCUAUCACGCCUCUAAGUUUGCCAUAAUGGGAUUUACAAAGUCGUUGGGACACGAGUAUAACUUUAGUAAAUAUGGCGUCAGAGUAGUGGCUAUUUGCCCGGGAUUUACCGAAACAAAAUUGGUGGAGAAUAUGAUAACAUGGACUCCUGAAAUAGUGGAAGAAUUUAAUAAUGAUUACUUAAAGAAGCAAUUGUGGCAGAAACCAGAGGCAGUUGGCAAGGUGGCAGUCGAAGUGUUUGAGAAUGCUGACAGCGGCACGGCCUGGCUUAGCGAAGGAGGACAGCCUGCCACACUAGUGGAAUAACUCAAGCGCAAAUAUACUAGUAAUUAAGGGUGCAGGCAACCGAUCCCGUGAUCGUAAGUUCAAAUGCCGCCAUUCGACUGUUGUCGUUAACCAUGUCCUCUCAAAGCCUAGAGCUUAGUUGGAAUUGUUAUAAGAUACAAUAAAUAUAAGUAAAUUACGAAAAAUGUA